AUGGCACUGACGUCCUGGUUCAGGUGGAAUGAGCCCAAUUUAAGACUUUCCCAGAGGAAUCCGGCAGACAUGGUGGUGGAGACCUUAAUGAUGGAGCUGAGCUGGCAGAUGAAACAGGCCGAGAAGCAGCAGCGAGAGAAGGAGAACGAAUAUAGGAAGAUUAAGACGGGGGUGGACUACAGCUGGCUGGUCAGUUACCCCAAGCACAGCUAUGACAUCAGCCCGGUGGAGAGGCUACAGCUGGAGGACUCAUGUAGCACAAUCCAUCCGUCGUACUGCGGCCCAGUCAUCCUCCGAUUUCGACAAAUGGUUGCAGAGUAUGAACCAGAGGUGCAGGAGGUUCCACGUCUCUUCCGGGCGGUUCUUCAAGAAGCUUCUGAGAAGAUAAAAGAAGAAGAGGAUGCAAAGAAACUUGCAAGGCAGUGGAACACAAAGAGGGCUAUGAGCUUGUCCCUCACCACCUUCAAGUCCCGGGCCAGGAUCUACCCAUUCAUGAGUGACAUUAAGACCAUCUCUGAGGAUGUGGAGCGGGAAGUGGAGCCCACUCGCAGGGUCUGGAGCAUGCCAGAGUUCAGAACCACCAAAGAUGACUAA
Bufo bufo (common toad) is the source of this 594-nucleotide messenger RNA. It is a transcript of the gene RD3, whose product is annotated as RD3 regulator of GUCY2D. The transcript is spliced from 2 exons. The record is from RefSeq and is a predicted model, not a curated record. Lineage: Eukaryota; Metazoa; Chordata; Amphibia; Anura; Bufonidae. The coding region runs from base 1 to 594 and encodes 197 amino acids.